This is a messenger RNA of Phragmites australis (common reed), 923 nucleotides long. Its product is annotated as mitochondrial import inner membrane translocase subunit TIM22-3-like. Gene Ontology annotation, molecular function: transmembrane protein transporter activity. The coding region runs from base 93 to 689 and encodes 198 amino acids. Gene Ontology annotation, cellular component: chloroplast envelope; TIM22 mitochondrial import inner membrane insertion complex. The transcript is spliced from 5 exons. Gene Ontology annotation, biological process: protein insertion into mitochondrial inner membrane; protein targeting to chloroplast. The record is from RefSeq and is a predicted model, not a curated record. NCBI's taxonomy places the organism in Eukaryota, Viridiplantae, Streptophyta, Magnoliopsida, Poales, Poaceae.
AACGAAUGAGGUAGGGGGUCGGAGGGGGCAUUUGAUUUUUUUGCUAUGCUGCCAUCGUGGGUAGAGUAGCAAAUUUGUUAGGGGCAGAGAAGAUGGCGGCGAAGCGCGAGACCGAGUCGGACGGCGAAGAGCUCGGCGCCGAGGGCUCCAACCCCGCGGGCGGUGGUGCGCCUCCGCCGCCCCUGGCUGCGGCGCCCGUCGUCUGCCUCAUCCACUCCGCCGGGGACUUCGCCGGCGGCGCCUUCGUCGGAUCCAUCGUCGGAUAUGGACAAGGCCUGUUCACUAAGAAAGGCUUCAAGGGCUCAUUCAGCCAUGCAGGGUCCUCUGCCAAGACUUUUGCAGUUCUAUCUGGUGUUCAGAGUUUGGUCGUGUGCUUGCUGAGAAGGCUGCGUGGGAAAGAUGAUAUUGUCAAUGCCGGCGUAGCUGGUUGCUGCACUGGCCUUGCUUUGAGCUUUCCAGGAGCACCGCAAGCGUUGCUCCAGAACUGCGCUACCUUUGCAGCAUUCUCUUGCAUCAUGGAGGGGCUUAACAAGCAGCAGGCUGCAAUGGCUCACACGCUUGGAGGGGCUGCCUUGACGGUUGCACAUGAGAAAGGCGGUGUUCUGCCCCCGUUCACGCUCCCUCCAAUUCUUGAUGCAUCGGAUGCUUUAGCUUCAUGCUGCCAAGCGUUAGUAAAGCCUAAGCACUAGACUACAGAAUAGGUGGGGAGGGAGACGCCGAAGAAAGGUAGCUUCAAUCUUCGGUUCUUUAUUUUGUUGACUUAGCACUUGUAAAUUUUGUCUUUGGACAAGAUGUGGAACGUGCGUAAAACCUAGAUUUGCUUUGAGUAACUGGCCAGGUUUUUCUUGAUGUGUUUGUAGCAUGCGCUUUCUGACUAUAUUGCGGUGCGCCUGGCAUAUUAAAAUCAUAAAUAUUUGCCUCGA